Messenger RNA from Hyphopichia burtonii NRRL Y-1933, 1404 nucleotides. RefSeq names its product Afp99p (gene AFP99). Lineage: Eukaryota; Fungi; Ascomycota; Pichiomycetes; Serinales; Debaryomycetaceae. The transcript has a single exon. Bases 1 to 1404 code for a protein of 467 amino acids. Gene Ontology annotation, molecular function: agmatinase activity; metal ion binding. The record is from RefSeq and is a predicted model, not a curated record.
AUGUUACUUUUAUUAAUAGCUAUUGUGUCCAAACUCACACUUUCUUAUUGUGCCUCAGUUGAUUAUGGUCAAGCACCCUUAUUGUUGGAAUACGAUGAAAAGAGCUUUAUUGAUUCCAUUUAUGGGGAACUAGUUGAAUCAGAAGAGUCGAAGAAGCAUAAGGAAAUAUUGCUAAGGGAAGGUGUUAAACAGUUUAAGUAUCCAGAUACAGGGUACGAUGUAACUCAAUUGGAAUCAAUGUCAUUUCAGGAAACCGUUAACUUUAUGCAAUCAAUUGAUACUCAACAAAUGAUGCGUCGUAAAUCUCAUGAAGCUUACAUGAAAUACCAGCUGAAACUUAAGUUACCACAUCCUGAUGAUACUUCUGACAUUACUGAUGAUAACCCUAACUUAUUUGGGGGCAUUGUGACUUUUGCUAGAGCUCCACAUUUUGAUUGCUUUAAUCCAAUCAAUGAUGAUAAGACCAUUGAUAUUGCAAUAGUGGGCAGUCCAUUCGAUACCGGUACUUCAUUCAGACCUGGUGCCAGAAUGUCACCAGAGGCUAUACGUUCUGCUUCAAGAAGACUUGGUUUAGGUUUGACUCCAGUCAGAGGAAAUGGUCCAGAUUCGAAGCUUUCAAAAAUUGAUCCAUAUAAAAGCAAUUUCACUAUAAUUGACUGUGGCGAUGUGCCCAUGACUCCCUUUGAUAAUAGAAUUGCUUUGAAUCAAUUAUACAGAGGUGAAAGGUCAAUUCAUAAACAUAAAUCCAAGAAGAAUUCCAAAAAAAUACCUAAAAUAAUCACUCUUGGUGGUGAUCAUACCAUUACUUUAAUGGCUUUGAAAUCAGCUUAUGAAAAAUAUGGAGAAAUAGCGGUCUUACAUUUUGAUAGUCAUAUUGAUACUUGGGAUCCAAAAGUAUUAGGGGGAGGUAUUUCUGAUUACAUGUCAUUGAAUCAUGGAACUUUCUUACAUUAUGCUGCAGAGCAAGGAUACCUUGCCAAAGGUUCUUGCUCACAUGUUGGUUUAAGAGCUCCAUAUAUUAAUGCAAAUUAUGAUCAAGAUCAUGAUGAAGCUUUUUGUGGUUUUAAAAAAUUUUCAGCUAGAGAUAUUGAUAAUUUUGGUAUCAAGGAAUUAUCAAAAAGACUAAAGGCAAUUGUAGGUGAUAAACCUGUUUACAUCACGGUAGAUAUUGAUGUAUUGGACCCCAGUUAUGCUCCAGGUACUGGGACAAUGGAAAUCGGUGGUUUACUGACCAGAGAAUUGCUUACACUUUUAGACUCUCUUGAAGGAAUCAAUUUGAUUGGUGGUGAUAUCGUAGAGGUUUCACCUCCAUAUGACUCCAAUAGUGAAAUCACCUCUUUGGCUGCAACAAGUGUUGUUGAUUCUUUAUUAGGGCUCAUGGUUGUAACUGAAGUUGAAAUUUAG